AUUCUGAAUGAUGGUGAAAGUGAACACUUUAAAGACUUUGACACGUUCAGACUCGUUCGGAAAUUUAAAAUAAAAACAUGUGCUCUGUGACAAUAUUGCGGAAAAUAUCGUACUAUUUAUCAAAGUAAUCAUUUUGAUUAGUGGUCAAGGUAUCAGAGGAAGAAAUUUUUCAUUUUACUGAUAAGCGGAGACAAUUUUAUUUAUAAAAGAUGUCUGUGGUGUCAUCAAGAUCGACAGCAACGACCAUAUCAUCAAUUUUGAAAGGAAAAACUGCUAGCUCCAACGUCACCAGUAAUAGAAAUCGUGUAAAUUUUCAGCUGCCCAAGAAUUUAAAAAAUAUUCUUCUAAAUUAUCAGUCUCCUAUCGAGAGAAAGUCUUAUGAAAAUCUUAUCGGCACUUUGAGGGAUGCAAAUAUCAAGGACAAUGAGUUUGUGGAGCUGCUCCAGGAAGUAAGACCUUGUAUAUCACUGCUGGGAAAUGAUCACACAUUUUUGGUGAACGCUUUGGUUAAAAUAAACUGGACAGAUCGCGGUGAGGAAGCUACUGAUGCUUACAAGGCUUUUCUAGAAGAUUUGGUUUGCGUUCAUUCUUAUCACUGUAAGCUGGUUAUUGACCAGCUGAUCUGUUUGUUCAAAGUCAGUGAUGAAGACAAGGAAUGGGAGGACGGUAAACCUAGAGAGCAAGACAUCAUUAAGCUGAAUCAUGUCCACAAUGUAAUUUUUAAAUUUUUGAAAAUUGUCCCCAUGUCAAGCACAAUAUUGGUACAGUCUUUAAGGACACUGUAUCCUUAUUAUAAAAAAUCAGCACACUCACAUCAAGUAUAUUUGUAUUUUUCAUUACAAAUAAUGGAAUACGCGCCGCAACUGAGAUCUGAAAUAAUCUCAACAAUAAUCGAAAAAUUAACAAUCCUGGAUGUCAAUGUACCGCGAACGGAAAUUGAAAAUUACCGCGAGAAAGACGAGGACGAAGAAGUAUUUAAAAUAGACUCGGUCCAAGAAACCGACAAAGCUGACUCGGAUCACCCGCUGGCGCACACUCUGGAUAUAUGCAUGGACAUACUUAUGACUUAUAUAUACGAGUACUGUCAUCCGGACGACGAAUUGGACCAGGAUAAUCUUAAAAAAAUUUACUUUGAGCUUCUACAGCCGUUUGAAAAAGUUGUUUUGCACACCCACGCCUCCCAUCACGUGCAAUUCAUCAUGUUCUACAUCUGCAGCUUCAAAACAGCCGUCGCGGAAGCUUUUCUCAAUUGGCUCUGGCAGAAAGUAUCCAAUCCAAAUGUUGCGCCCAUCAUUCGUCAGUCCGCGGUUUCUUAUAUCGCGAGUUUACUAGCACGUGGAAAUUUUAUUCCUAUCACUUUAAUAACUGGACUGUUACAAGACAUGACUAAUUGGAUUCACAGCUACAUCGCAGCCCAAGAUAGUCUCGAAAGUGCAAACAGUGACGUCAGAGCACACACGGUUUUUUAUUCAGUAUGUCAAGCUGUUUUUUACAUCGUAGGGUUUAGAAGUCGAGAGCUUGUGUCCACAAGAAAAAAUCUACUAUUUCUCCAGGGAUUAAAUUUCACAAAAAUAAUUUCCUGUCGUUUGAAUCCACUGCGUGUGUGUCUUCCGGUAGUAGUUCAGCAUUUCGCAGCAGUAACACGAACAUACCAAUUGGCCUACUGUUACUCAAUAAUGGAACACAACUCCCGAAGUAAUUUACCUGUACUACAGACAACAAACAGAUUUGUAAAAUGGCUCGAUACAUUUUUCCCAUUCGAUCCUUAUGUUUUAAUCCGAAGCUCACAAAAAAUAGACCCGAUUUAUCUGCACUAUCAAGGCUCCAGCGUCGACUUGAACCCCUCGCUGUCAACGACCGACAGUAAUGACCAAGAGAAUGACGAAGACGACGACUUUAUGGACGUUUCGUAUCCCCAAGACUCACUCAAUUAUCACCGGGACAAGUUUUCUUACAGUUCAUCUCCAGGAUUUAUACACGCGUAA
Microplitis mediator is the source of this 1985-nucleotide messenger RNA. It is a transcript of the gene Tif-IA, whose product is annotated as RNA polymerase I-specific transcription initiation factor RRN3. Gene Ontology annotation, biological process: transcription initiation at RNA polymerase I promoter. Bases 210 to 1985 code for a protein of 591 amino acids. Gene Ontology annotation, molecular function: RNA polymerase I general transcription initiation factor activity; RNA polymerase I core binding. The record is from RefSeq and is a predicted model, not a curated record. The transcript is spliced from 7 exons. Lineage: Eukaryota; Metazoa; Arthropoda; Insecta; Hymenoptera; Braconidae. Gene Ontology annotation, cellular component: nucleus.